Molecule: messenger RNA, 2552 nt
Organism: Brassica napus (rape)
Lineage: Eukaryota; Viridiplantae; Streptophyta; Magnoliopsida; Brassicales; Brassicaceae
Product: transcription factor MYB62
Exons: 3
Coding region: 1486-2343 (285 amino acids)
Biological process (GO): regulation of DNA-templated transcription
Cellular component (GO): nucleus
Molecular function (GO): DNA-binding transcription factor activity; sequence-specific DNA binding
Source: RefSeq, a predicted model, not a curated record
UAAAUUUUUUAUUGUAGUAAAGAAAACAGGUUUCUUAUGCAAUUAAGGCAAAGUUGAGGAGGUAGAGUUAAAUAAAUUCUUAGGCAUAUUGUAUAUGAAAUGUAAAUCAUGAAUGAUGACUACUGUAUACUUUGCAAGUAGAGUUAAUUUAUCUAAGAAUUUAAACUGUACUUCUUGUUCCAUAUUCUUUUCUCGUAAACAUCUAAUCCAUAUAGUUACACCAAAUUCCAUUCCGUUUCAUCAUCACAACUAAAGAAGUUAAUGACAGAAACUUCUUAUCAAUCAUAUACCUCGACCAAGAAACCUGGUUCAUUCCGGAUUCGACUAAUACCCCUAAAUAUAGAUAGUUUUUCUAAAGCAAUCUUUAAAUAAAAAUUCAUAUUUGUAUGUGUUAUUUAACUGAAACCAAAGUCAGAUAGUUUUUUCAGGAAAUUGUUUGAACAUAUUGUAACGCGAAACUCGAGAGAUAUAUUUUAACUGCAUAACACACCCAUAAUAUUCACCACCAAAAAUCUCACUGUGACUUAUAUGGAUAAUUCUAUUUUUGUACCAAAAACAAAACGUCAAUAAAUAUGUGAUUCUAAUCUUUUAUUUUAAAAUAAAUGUUUGGUUCAUUGUCGAGUUCGAUUAAUUUAUAUACUAAUAUUAUAUUUACCACAGUAAGUGAUAUUUAAAGUUUUGAAUACAAACUGAGACAUCAUCUAAGUUUUAAUUCUUUGUAUAAUCAAUAUUAUUAUUUAUCAUCUAACUAUAUCUUAUUCGAACUAUGAUAAAAUAAUCUGAAAAAUUGUCAAAAUACUUUUUAAGACAUUCUAAUUGGAGUGCAUAUGUUAAGAUUACAUACUUCAGUUCAAAUCUUAAUUUUUAAAACAUCACUUGGAGGGAAAUCUAUUUUCUACAAAAUGCCAUUUCUUAUGCUCCCUCCGUUUCAGAUUAAUUAUCGUUGUAGAGGAAAAUUUUUGUCUCAAAAUAAAUGUUGUUUUGUGAUUUAAAUGAAAAAUUUAUUAGUAAGAUUCUUCUGUUUAUUUUUCUAUUGGUUGAAAUAUGGUUAGGUGUAUGGGUAAUGAUGUUUUUAUUUUGAAAAUGUACAAAAUUAAAUGUUUUCUUAAUCUGUGUGCAUGAACCUAAAAUGACAACUAAAUUGAAACGGAUGGAGUAUUAAUUUCCCUUAACGAGAAGCUAAUUAAUUAAGGAAUAAUUUAAAUUAACGUCAAAUACGUGUUAUAGUUUAAUUCUUCAUUGGGAAAAAGCAAGGUGAUGGCUAAAGUAUGAACAUUUUCCAAUAUUACGUAGUCUAUAAAUUCCCAAGAACCUGUGGAUUUACUUUCAUUUUUCAUCUCAAAGCACUAAAAGUCUCUCUACUUUUUUCUAUCUCUCUAUUCAGUUAUGCAUGCAUAGAGGCAUAGAGCUUAUUAGGAGAUACCAAACCCAUAAAAACAAAAAUAGAACACAUAAAUAGCAUUUGUAAGGAAAUUGAAAGUAAGUAUGGAAAAUUCAAUGAAGAAGAAGACCUUCACAGAGAGUGAAGAAGUAGAGCUCAGAAGAGGGCCUUGGACUCUUGAGGAAGACACUCUUCUCACAAAUUACAUUAUCCAGAACAGUGAAGGCCGUUGGAACCUCGUCGCCAAAUGUGCUGGGCUAAAGAGAACCGGGAAAAGUUGUAGAUUGAGAUGGUUGAAUUAUUUGAAACCUGACAUAAGGCGAGGGAAACUCAGUCCCCAAGAACAGCUUAUGAUCCUUGAUCUCCACUCUAAAUGGGGUAAUAGGUGGUCCAAGAUAGCACAGUACUUGCCAGGAAGAACGGACAACGAGAUCAAGAACUAUUGGAGAACAAGAGUUCAGAAACAAGCUCGACAGCUCAACAUCGAAUCUAACAGCGACAAAUUCUUUGACGCUGUUCGUAGUUUCUGGGUCCCCAGAUUAAUAGAGAAAAUGGAGCAGAACCCAUCAAAUACUUAUUGUUGUCCCCAAAACAACAACAAUAACAAUAACUCUCUUCUUCCUCCUUCUCAGUCUUACGACUCAAUGAGUAAACAAACAUAUACUGAUAUCUCGGGUAAGAACCUGGGUAUAAGCAACACCGAUGGUUCUGCUUCGAGCACCACUUCCAUGCCUGAUCUUAUGACGGUUCCACACUUCAUGGAUCACAACACCAUCAUCGAUUCUUCGAUGUGUUACCAUGAAGGCAAUGGUCAAGAACUCGGUGGAUAUAUUCCUGGGAUGGAGGAGUAUUACAUGAGAAAUUCAGACAUAUCAACGGAUUGUCACGUGGCGGAAGCGUACGAGGAUGUCACACAAGAUCCCAUGUGGAAUGUGGAUGACAUUUGGCAGUUUAGGGGCUAACUGUCAGUCAAGAGACGUAUGUACUAUGGUUGGAGCCCAAUACAUGGUUUUAUUUAUAUAUACUAUAGUAAAAUACUUUUCAUUUUAGUUUAUGAUCAAAAAGUUGUUGGAUAAGUAUUUAUACUACUGAUAGUUUGCUAUAAGUACUCUUUGAUUUCAUGUCCUUUGUAUAAGUCUAUUUGCUCAGAUUAAGUAUAUCUUAAGACGAU